CUAAAAGCAACACACACGAUGGGCAAGAAGACGAAGGUUGGAAAGACGCGGAAGGACAAGUUCUACCAGCUGGCCAAGGAGACGGGCCUGCGAUCGCGUGCCGCCUUCAAGUUGAUACAGCUGAAUCGCAAAUUCGGCUUCCUGCAGCAGUCGCAGGUGUGUUUGGAUCUGUGCGCCGCCCCAGGAGGAUGGAUGCAGGUGGCCAAGCAGAAUAUGCCCGUUUCGAGCAUCGUCAUAGGCGUGGAUCUGUUUCCCAUUCGCCCCAUUGCCGGAUGCAUUGGCCUGGUGGAGGACAUCACGACAGAGAAGUGCCGCCAAUCGCUCACACGGGAGCUGCAAUCCUGGAAAGCGGAUGUCGUCCUGCACGAUGGUGCUCCGAAUGUGGGUCGCAAUUGGUUGUACGAUGCGUAUCAGCAAAUCUGCCUGACCCUCAACUCCCUGAAGCUGGCCACCCAAUUCCUGCGCAGCGGCGGUUGGUUUGUGACCAAGGUGUUCCGCUCCAAGGACUACAAUGCUCUGCUCUGGGUGCUCAAGCAGCUAUUCAAGAAGGUGCAUGCCACCAAGCCGAGUGCCUCGCGUAAGGAGUCCGCCGAGAUCUUCGUUGUCUGUCAGGGUUACCUGGCCCCCGAUCACAUUGAUCCCCGCCUCCUGGACUCGAAAUAUGUGUUCGAGGAGCUGGAUCUUGAUUCUAAUAAGAAAACCAGCAGCUUGCUGCAUCCCGAGAAGCAGAAACGCAUCAAGGCCGAGGGCUAUACCGCUCAGGAUAUUGCCCUCCGCAACGAACUGGCCGCCAGUGAGUUUAUGAAGGCCGAAAAUGCUUUGGCCGCCCUGCAGGGCAUCGGUUCCAUUGGCAUCGACGAUCAGCGCAUUGCCAAGCACAAGAAGACCACCGUGGAGAUCCUGGAAUGCUGCAAGGAUCUCAAGGUCUUGGGACGCAAGGAUAUCAAGGGUCUGGUCCAAUGGUGGAAGGAUGUCAGGGGGCUGUUUGUGAAGACCGAGGAGGCGCCGCCACUCAUCGUUGGGGAUCCCAACGAGGAGAAGGCCAAGAAGCCCUUGACCCAAGCGGAAAUCGAGGAUAUGGAAGAUGCGGAGCUGCAAACUCAAAUUGAUUCCAUUGUGGACGAGGAGAAAAAGGACCUGAAGCGCAAGCGCAAGAAGACGCUGAAAACAAAGGCCAAGCUGCACGAGAAGAUGAACCUGAAUAUGGUGAUCAAGGGCGACGAUGGUCCCGUCGAGGAGACCGAGCACGAAAUCUUUGAGCUCAAGAAUAUCAACACCUCGGCGGAGCUCGACGAUUUACUUGAUGUUCAGCCCGAUUUCGCUGUGGACGACAGCCAGCCGGAGCAGGAGAAGCUGCCGAAAUACAAGUAUUUCGACAAGGAUGAGGGAAAUAUCAAUGAUGAUCUAAACUACGACGAUGAUGAUGAUGAAAGCGAAGCCGCCUCAGAGGAGGACGAAGAUCAAAUAGAUGGCAAACAAACGGGCCUGGGCCUCAGUGACGAUGAGGAUGACGGCAACUCAAAGGGUAAAAACAAGAGAAAAAAGCGCUCCGAGAAUCCGCUUAUCAAGUCGAAUGAUUUUCGCGAUAAGAACACAAAGCGUGAGCAACGCGUACAGCUUUGGUAUGAGAAGGAUGUCCUGCAGAAUAUCCAAUCGGACGACGAUGAGGAGACCUACGAUCUGGAUAAUCUGGCCAAGGAGUACAAGGCCAAGGGUGUCUCGGUUUUGGGCGAGACCAGCAGCCUCGCCGCGGACGCAGAUAGUGAGCUCAUCCAGGGCAAGAAGGCCAAACGUCGGGCACGCCAUGAAGCGGCCAAGGAGGAGAGCAGCUCAGAGUCCUCCGAUUCCGAGGAUGAAGAAGCUAACAAGGAUGGCGAAGAAGAUGGUGAAUCGACAACAGGUAAGAAUGCCAAGGUAAAGAAGGUUCGUUUAACCGAAAAUGAAAUGGCCCUGGGUGCAUUCCUAACGCGCAACAAGAAGACGCGUCGCGACCUCAUCGAUGCCGCCUGGAAUCGCUAUGCCUUCAACGAUGAGAACCUGCCCGUUUGGUUCGUGCAGGACGAGGAUGAGCACAUGACCAAGCCGGCGCCAGUGCCCAAGGAGCUGACCGCCGAGUAUCAACGCAAAUUGCAGGAGGUCAACGUGCGCCCGAUCAAGAAGGUUAUGGAGGCCAAGGCACGCAAGCAUCGUCGGGCCACAAAACGCUUGGCCAAGGCCAAGAAAAUGGCCGAGAAGAUUAUGGAGAACUCCGAUGCCACCAAUCACGAGAAGUCCAAACAGCUGAAGAAGGUGUACAAGAAGGCGCAGGAGAAGAAGAAGGAAGUCACAUAUGUGGUGGCCAAAAAGCAAUCGGCCGCCCGUCGAGCCCGCCGCCCACAAGGUGUCAAGGGUCGCUACAAGGUCGUGGAUCCGCGCGAAAAGAAGGAUAAGCGCUCGAUGGACGUGAAGAGGAAACGCGAAAAGGGAAAGGGCGGAAAGGGUGGCAAAGGCGGUGGUCGCAAGGGCCGUAAAUAAAAUGUAAAUCUAACCAAGAAUUAAAUAUGUAUAAUUUUUAGAGAUAUUAAAAAUACGU
Messenger RNA from Drosophila takahashii, 2572 nucleotides. Lineage: Eukaryota; Metazoa; Arthropoda; Insecta; Diptera; Drosophilidae. The record is from RefSeq and is a predicted model, not a curated record.